UCUAACUUGGUAUUUUGUUAACGAACGGAUCCUCCGUCCCUCCACUCCACAAUAGCAGGACGCCACUCCAACUUCUCUCCACCGUCUCCAUCCCUCAUCUUCUUCUUCCUCACCGGUUCUGUUUCAUCGUCUCAGCCAGCCUCUCAGAUGGAUCGCCGGAGAAUGCAGUACGACAGGCAGAAGAGCUCAUCAGGCACGACGCCAACGACGCCGUCCUCGCCGAUCAUGAUGUCGCCGCUCAACCGCCACUCGCGUGCAGGCUCAACCGGCUCCGCCAUGAUCAAUGCAAGGAGAACGCAGAACACCGCCACCAAAGCUGCCGCUCAGAGACUCGCACAGGUCAUGUCGCAUUCAUCAUCCGGAAUCGACGACGAAGAUGACGACGACGACGACAUUGCUCUCGACUAUUCCGCCGCACCAAGCAUUGGCCUCGGUGGUGGUAGACCAAUUCGUCCUCGCUCUCCCAUGUCAGUUCGGAGCGUUCAGGAUCAACCUCCAGCUCCAAGGUCGCGCUCACCAAUGUCAGUUCGCUCUGCUCAAGAACAACCUCCAUCUGCGAGAUCGCGGUCACCAAUGACUGUUCGUUCUGCUCAAGAACAACCUCUAUCUGCAAGAGCACGGUCACCAUUGACGGUUCGUACUGCUCAAGAGCAACCCAUAUCUGUAAGAUCCAUGUCGAGUUUUCGAUCAUCUGCCUCGGCAAAUGCUGCUGCUGACCAAACUCCAACUCGAACAUCCACGGCUGGCAGUCAGGCGGAACAGCAGCAACCGCCAUCUGCACGUUCUACAGGUGCAAUCAGAACCCUGGAUUUUUCUCCCUCUGCUCGCACUAUAGCAAUUUCUCGGGUGCCCAGUGGUAAUGUGAGCAACGAUCAACCUCCAUCUGCUCGCGCAGCCCCUGGCCGUCCCAGCGGGCUUUCUAAGGUAGUUCCCAUGGUGCCACCUAGUGUACCUAUCACACUCAGGCCUGCCUCUUCUAUGGGAAUUCCUCCCUUAGAGCCUCCUUUUGAUAUUAAAAGAGACAGGAGAUUGUCACUUGAUCUGGGGAGUAUGAAAGUAAGAGAAAAUGUGCCUCAGCAGCAGCGUCCUACUUCCGAGCUUGAGGAUGAGCUCGAUAUGCUACAAGAAGAAAAUGACAAUUUGGUUGAAAAGCUUCGACUUGCAGAGGAAAGGUGUGAGGAAGCUGAAUCAAGAGUAAGGCAACUGGAGCUACAGGUUGCUAAUCUCGGAGAAGGUGUAACUUUGGAAGCUCGUCUUUUAAGCAGGCAAGAGGCAGCACUGCAGCAAAGAGAGGCUGCUCUAAGAAAUGCUUCAAGGAAUCGAGGAGGCUUUCAAGACGUUGAAGCUCUUCGGGCGGAUGCUGAGAUUGCAAGGGAGGAGGCGACGUCUGCACUGGAGAAGCUACGGCUUGUGACUCAACGAAUGAUCCUCACCCCCGAAGAAAUGGAAGAGGUUGUGUUGAAGAGGUGUUGGCUAGCUCGGUAUUGGGGUUUGUGCGUUCGACAUGGUAUUCAUGCUGAGAUAGCUGAAGCAAAAUGCAAAUACUGGUCUACAUUCGCCCCUAAUCCAGUUGAAGUUGUAUUAGCUGCGGGAGAGAAAGCUAAACAAGAAACAGAGCUCGAUUUAGAGGAUACAGAAGAUCAACGUGACCUUAAUGAACUUUCUGGAGAGGGUAAUGUUGAGAAUAUGCUUUUUGUCGAGCAGGGUUUGCGGGAACUGGUUUCUCUAAAGGUGGAAGAAGCAUUGGCAGUUGCAAUGGCUCAACACAGGCGUCCAAAUGCAUUGAGAGCUGGUUUUUCAGAUGACCUGAAACUACCAAUUGAAGGGCAGUGUGAUGCAUUUCAGUUGAGCCUGGAGGAGACUGAAGAUGUAUCUUUUAAGAAGGCUUGGCUUACUUAUAUUUGGAGAAGAGCAAAAAGGCAUGAAAUAGAACCUGACAUAGCAGAGGAGCGUCUGCAGCACUGGAUCAAUCGUAACGCCAAGACACCUACCUCACAAGAUGCAGUUGAUGUUGAGCGUGGACUUGCAGAGAUAAAGAAGUUAGGAAUUGAAACGCAACUGUGGGAUGAAUCUCGCAAAGAAUUGGAACAAGAUAUUGACCAUUCCAAAACGCCCAGUCGUUCUGACUUUUGAUACAAAGCUGACAUAGAUUUGUUUCCAAAAUUAUUCCUUUCACAAACUGUUCCACAAUGAACUGUGUUUUAGUUAGGAAAAGAAUUGGAUAAAUAGGCUAUUUUUUCAGUGUAUCAUAUUCAUAAAAACAAUGUUAUCAGUUAUUAUGAUAAUGUAUAAAAUUUUAUGUUAAUAAUAGAUUUGAUUCA
Lotus japonicus is the source of this 2321-nucleotide messenger RNA. RefSeq names its product coiled-coil domain-containing protein SCD2. Bases 148 to 2133 code for a protein of 661 amino acids. The transcript is spliced from 21 exons. Gene Ontology annotation, biological process: cytokinesis by cell plate formation. The record is from RefSeq and is a predicted model, not a curated record. Lineage: Eukaryota; Viridiplantae; Streptophyta; Magnoliopsida; Fabales; Fabaceae.